Saprolegnia parasitica CBS 223.65 is the source of this 2265-nucleotide messenger RNA. RefSeq lists its product as hypothetical. The transcript has a single exon. Gene Ontology annotation, molecular function: zinc ion binding. The record is from RefSeq and is a predicted model, not a curated record. Bases 1 to 2265 code for a protein of 754 amino acids. NCBI's taxonomy places the organism in Eukaryota, Oomycota, Saprolegniomycetes, Saprolegniales, Saprolegniaceae.
AUGGACGCAGACCGGACUUAUCCGAGCCUCGCUGCGGCGACCAAGGCCGCCAAGGAGUAUGCGUCGGCCAAGUUCCCGUCGACCGAGGUCAUGGUCGACCGUACCUUUAAGCAGGCGCAUGCGAAGCGCCUCGUCUGCCGCCACCGCGGGCGCUUCUGCGGCUGGAAGAUGGACAUCCUGCCGCAGGGCGACGCCUGGAAGUUUGUCGUCGUCGAUCCGCUGCACUCGUCGAGCUGCGACCUCAUCCGCCAGAAAAAGACCAUCGACGUUGACACUAUGGCGCCGCCUGCGCCGUUCGUGCCCAUGAUGACGCCGAGCUUUGCGCCCAAGAAGCCGUCGGUGCCGGGCGCGACGACGCCCAUGAUUGCGCACGCGGACGCGCUCGGCGGCCGGCCGACGUUUGCGCUCACGCAUGAGAUGCGCUGGUUCAGCGCGAAAGACGCGUCGAGGUCCGUGAACGACUAUGCGUUCUUUGUGCAGAAGAAGCGGGCGCGCAUGGACAAGAAGACCAGCGGCGGGCGCAACAAAAAGUACGUCUGCUCCUCCGACGCGUGCGACUGGUACGUGCGCCUCCUCAAAGCGCCCAAGACCGAGAGCUGGAAGAUCUCGUCCAUGAACCUCGUGCAUGCGCCGGCGUGCACGGGCGUCGCGCAGCCGUCGGCGCGGCAGCUCGCGGAGAUGGCGUCGUUCCGCCAAGCCGUCGUGACCCACGGCAAGCAGCACGGCAAGCUGCUCACGGACGAAUUCCUCUCGUCGACCGAAGAUGGCAUCAAGAUCCCGCUCCGAUUGGCGUACCGCGCCAAGCAGAUGAUCGUCGUGCACUCGAAAGACGAUGUGGUCGAGUCGUACAAGUUUCUACCCUCGCUCUUGACCAUGUUUGUGGCCAAGAACCCGGGCUCGAUCGCCGACUACGACCGCGACGCCGACCACCACUUUGUGCGGGCGUUCGUCAUGCCACACGCGUCGCUCCAGGCCAUGCCGGCGCUCCAGCGCAUCCUCGGCAUCGAUGUCGUGCCCUUUGGUCGCCCCGAGUACUCGGGCGCGAUGCUGCUUCUACUUGGGCGCGACGGGAACCUCCAGUCGCACGUGCUCGCGGUCGGGCUUGUGCCGGCGCCGACGCUCGAGCACGCCGCGUGGUUUCUGCAGCGGAUCCAGCAAGGCAUCUCGCUCACGCACUUGCCGAUCUACGUGCCGAUCACGCAUCUUGGCAUUGCGGACGCGAUCGAAGCGACCGGUGCCAAGGUGCAGUACUGCAUGAGCAGUCUCUUCGAGUGCAUGGGCAACGACAAGCAUAUCUCCAAGCUCGGCGCUGUCGAGCUCCUCAUCUGGGAUCUGCACCGGCAAGAGACGGAGCAAGGGUUCCAAGCCGCGCUCUCGCAGCUCGAGAGCGUCAACCCCGCGGCCGCGCUCUUCUUGCGCAGUCAGAACCCGCUGCACUGGGCGAUGCACGCCAACCGCCACACGAAACUCUACCAGUGGUCGACCACGUCGUUCAGCUCGGAGCUCCACGGCCCGAGCAGCGAAAGUGUCGACGAAGCGCCGUUCGAUAUCCUCUACAGCUACCUCGCGCGCCUCAUGGACGACGUCUUCCAGAAGAGCCAGACCGCCGCCAAGCUCGCGACCGAGAACGCCGUCUUGACGCCUGGCGCGCAAGAGCUCUACGCGUGCGAGAUGCAAGAGGCCGUCGGCUUCACGACGCGGCCGUGCGACGAGACGCUGGCGUUUGUGUGGAAGACGGGGUCGCGCCCCAAGGUGACCCACCGCGUGCACCUCUCGGACCUCUCGUGCUCGUGCGGGCUCAUGCCUCAAGUCGGGAUUCCGUGCCGCCACUUUAUCGCGGCCGCGCGCCACUUUGGCCGCGAGGGCCUCGUCGUCAACGCCUUCGACCCGAUCUACAAGGCGAGCACAUACGCGAUGGUGUUCCACAAGAUGCGGAUUGAGAUUCCGCUCGAGAACGACUUGGCGAAAGACGAGACGCUGCUGCCAGUGCAGGCCGAGAUGAAACCCAAGGCGGCCAAGAAGCCACGCAAGAAGAAGAGUCCGACGAACGAGACGAGUGCUGCGAUCGCGUCGUGCUUGGACGACGACCAAGAAAUGAUGUCGGCGAUGGCCAUGGGCACGCUCGGCAUGCCCAACCACCACCACCACGGUAUCGAGGCCGUCUACCAUCCGGCGCAUCAUGGUGUCGCGCAGCCAUCGCUCCAGCAAGUCAACGCGGACUAUAUGCACCACAUGCACCAUCUCAAUACGGCCCAUCUAAUCUAA